Messenger RNA from Harpia harpyja (harpy eagle), 903 nucleotides. It is a transcript of the gene CAPZA3, whose product is annotated as capping actin protein of muscle Z-line subunit alpha 3. The transcript has a single exon. The coding region runs from base 1 to 903 and encodes 300 amino acids. Gene Ontology annotation, molecular function: actin filament binding. Gene Ontology annotation, cellular component: F-actin capping protein complex; actin cortical patch. Gene Ontology annotation, biological process: barbed-end actin filament capping; actin cytoskeleton organization. NCBI's taxonomy places the organism in Eukaryota, Metazoa, Chordata, Aves, Accipitriformes, Accipitridae. The record is from RefSeq and is a predicted model, not a curated record.
AUGUGCGCGAGGCAGGAGCUGUGUGAGCCGGAGAAGGUGUCUCUCAUUUGCAGCCUACUGCACCAGUCUCCUCCUGGGGAGUUCGGGCAGGUUGUCCAAGAUCUCUCUGCUCUGGUACAAGAUGACAAGCUGGUGAGGCAGAAGGCUGCCCGCGUGGGGGCUUGGCACAACAAGAACAACCUCACUCCUGUCCAAAUAAACGGGCGCACUGUACUACUGACCUGCUACAAUGACUUAGGGGGAAACCGCUUCUUUGACCCUCAGGACAAAUUCUCUUUCGAGUUUGACCACCUGCGUGGGGUAACCAGCAAACCCCAGCUGCACGGUGUGAUGCUAGAUGAGGGGGAACUGUGGCGAGAGGCCCUCCACAAGGGCUUGAAGGCCUACGUGAGCUGCCAUUUUCCUGCAGGGAACUGCUGCGUGUUCAAAAAAAGCCUGGGGAAGAGGCAGCUGUUUGGGGCCUGCAUUGAGGCUCAUCAGUACCAGCCUUCAAAUCACUGGAACAGCCUUUGGAAGUCAGACUGGACUUUUGCCCUGACUCCAUUUACCACUCAGGUUACAGGGAUGGUUCUCCUCCAGAUACACUACUUCAGAAAUGCCAACCUCCAUGUAACCGUCAGCAAGUCCGUGAGUGAGACUCUAAAUGUGAUAGAUCAAAGUCAGUUUGCCACAGAUUUUGUGAAAUUUUUGAAAGUUCAGGACACCAAGUUUCAUACUGCCAUUCUGGAAGACAUUCAAGCUUUGUCAGAGGAUAUAUGGGGGAAAAAUCUGCGGAGGAAACUCCCUGUUACUCGCACUUUUAUGAACUGGAAUAAACUAUUGAAUGAUCAGCAUCUGAACACCAAAGUCUCCAAUACAGAAGUGCCUCCAUGCUUACUGAAACACACUGAUAUGGUGGCCUAA